Indicator indicator is the source of this 1537-nucleotide messenger RNA. It is a transcript of the gene C22H8orf33, whose product is annotated as chromosome 22 C8orf33 homolog. NCBI's taxonomy places the organism in Eukaryota, Metazoa, Chordata, Aves, Piciformes, Indicatoridae. The transcript has 7 exons. Bases 104 to 1537 code for a protein of 477 amino acids. The record is from RefSeq and is a predicted model, not a curated record.
GGAGUGGUGCAUUUCACAGCUAGAGGCAAAUCCUUGCCUCAACCCUACCUCAAAACAAGCAGAGGAGACACAGCACAUCCUCAAGGUCCUGGGCUCCCCUGAGAUGCCUUUGGGGAAGAAGCAACAAGUACUGAAUCAUGUGUUGGAAGAUUAUCAUCUCAAGAGGGCUGAGGAGCAAGAGAGCAUGGAGAAUGCAGAUGUGAAACCUAGUGAUGUGGAAGGGCAGCAAAGCAUUGGACAGGCUUCAGGUGGAGCAGUGUGUGGGAAACAGUCUGAGCAAAGCUCUGAAGCAAAGCCAGAUGGGUUCACAUCCUCUGACCGUGGCUUCCAGUCUGAUUUUGCACCUUCUGAGACUGACCCAGAAGCAACUGGCACACCUUUGGAAGCAGUCCCUGGUGUCACUGAUGCUGAGCAGAUACAAAACAACUCCACUGAGCAGGAGAACUGGAAUGGAGCUGUGAGUUCUGCUGCCUCUGGACAAGAACCUAAGUUUGCUUCCAACUUUGCUAUCCCAGAUGGAGACUGUCCUCUGGUCCAGUCAGUUGCAGCAAGCCAGCAUACAGAGCAGGCUGCAGAUGUUGGAUUGCUGGAUAAUUCACCACAAAUUUCAGCCUUGCAGAAGUCUGAGUUGACUCAAAGUACAGGUAGCACACUGGAUGGAAACCACAUCACAUUGAAGAUCCCCCAGCCACAGACAGCUCCUGGACAUGAAGUGGUGACAGAGAAGUCGACAGCAGAUGGAGCUGCCCAGAAGAAGAAAAAGAAGAAACAAAAAACAUCUGUCAGUAAAAAGGAGACAGAAAAAACUGAGACCAACAAGAAGGCAAAAGCAGAAGCUAAGAGGUGUCAAAAGAAAGAGACUUCCCAGCAGGCUGAGUCGUCUCAGCAGCUGGAUGAGCAGCUGUGGAAAGAGGUGGACUGGUGUGUGGAACAGCUGGAACUUGGCCUGAAGACCCAGAAAUCAACUCCAAGGCAGGCUGCAGAGGCUGUCCAGGCCAUCAGGACACUGCGCAGUGACAAGGCUCCACUGGUGAAGAAGCGUCAGCUCAUGAGAGCCAUCUUUGGAGACUACAGGAAGAAGAUGGAGGAGGAGUGGUGCAGGGAGCUGAAGCUCAUGGAAGCAGGGGACGGAAGUGGCACCCUGUGGAGCCAGAGCCACGGCACGAUUGCCGCCAGCAAUGCUAUCUCCUUUCCAAGGACCAGCUUUCCUGUGCAGAUGAUCCCACGAUCCAGGCUGACGCUCCGGCAGCCCCGCACACUCUCCCGCAGCCGCAGCUGGUCCCCGCACAGCGCCAUCGCCAGCCCCACCGCCAGCUUCCCCUCCCAGCCGCCACCGCGGCCGGAAACAGGCCUGGAGUCGCUUCUCAUUGGGAAGCCCGAGGAGGAGUUAUUGCUCUCUGGUAAGCGGCAGCACCCGGGCCAGGGCGGCAGCCUGGCGUGGACGGCACGGCUGGGAAGGAGCGGCAGUCGCCUGCCACGGUGCCGGGGCUGCAACGCCGCUGUGCAAACCGAGACAGGGGGAAGGAAAAGUGCCUGA